AUGUAUUAUAUUUAUUAUUAUUUAUUACACAUACUGUACUAUGUAUUAUUUAUUACAUAUACUGUAUUAUGUUAUAUUUUUUUUAUGUAUAAUAAGCAGUACUGUAAUAUAUACAACAGUAGGUAUAAAAUACAGUCUGAUAACCUUAUUAAUUACGCAUUGUGUAAUAAUUAUAAGUACACAGAAUAUUUAACACAUAGUGUAAUAUUUCUUAUAGGCACAUUAGAGAUAAAAUAUAAUAAGCAAAGAGUAAUAAGUAAUUACACCAAUAUUUACAGAGAAAUAAGCAAAUCACCAUUAAAUAAUGAUUAUUGUACAGAAAGUAAUGCACAAGAAACAGAAAACAAUUCGGGUUAUAUCGGGUUAUUAAUGGAUGCAGAAUAUUAUCUGGAGAGUCCUGUACUUGAAAGGGUUAAUCUUAUAAUUAAUGAAGGAAUCAGUAAAUAUUUAGUAGAUGGGAUUGUUAUAGGUGUAUUAGGUGAGAAAAAUGAAGAGAAUCAAUUUAUAGUAAGUAAAAUUGUACAUCAAGCAGAUACACUUAAAAAAUUACCAAAUAAGGAAAUAUCCGUUAUUUUUAAUAAUUGUGAUUUCUCAAACAUCAAUGAAAAUUUUGAUAAUUCAAUAAUUUUAGCAUCAAAUUCUAAAAAUAUCCCCAUAAAUACCCCCACAAAUAUCCCCAUCCUAUUAUUUAAUACACAAUUACCAAAAAUUCCUAAUAAAAUAAUAGUGGUACCAUGCGAUAUAAAUAAUCAAUUAUUUAUGAUACCAUGGAGUAUAAAUAAUGCACCAUAUAAUACAGAACUAUCCACACAAGUACAGUCAGUAAUUAAUCCAUGCAUAACAAGACUUAAUGGUAUAUUAGUAGGAAUUCUUAACAUACGUACAAUAUAUUAUAUGCUUAAGUACCACAGGAAUCCAAUUUCUGAAUAUAAUUAUUAUACUGUAAUAGAUAUUUUAUUAAGGAAUAUGCAUUUAUCACCAUUAUCACCGUAUUCCUGUCCUACACUGCCAUCUGAUAAUGAUUUAUUCUGUAUGGGGAGUAUACCGGAUAUAAUAGUAGUAAAGUGUGAAUUUAACAGUAAAAGGGAGGUGAUUAUUAAUGGGAAAGCUGUUAUAAUUAUUCUUAUUAAUGAGGGUACAUCUAUUAUUAUGUGUAAGAAAGAAUAAUUAAAAAAUUAAAAACCGUUA
This is a messenger RNA of Nematocida parisii ERTm1, 1188 nucleotides long. RefSeq lists its product as uncharacterized. Gene Ontology annotation, molecular function: DNA binding. Gene Ontology annotation, biological process: DNA strand elongation involved in DNA replication; DNA replication. The record is from RefSeq and is a predicted model, not a curated record. Lineage: Eukaryota; Fungi; Microsporidia. Bases 1 to 1167 code for a protein of 388 amino acids. Gene Ontology annotation, cellular component: DNA polymerase complex. The transcript has a single exon.